AGGGGCAAAAAAGAAGUCAUCCAAGGAAUCACUGCCACUACGCGUAAGUAAUCGGUAAUCGGGUACACAACCGAAGGUCAUUUCCAUCGACGUCGGGGCACCCCUGGCCGCGACAGAUUUCGGAUUCGAAUUAAUCCCCGAUAAACACUCGAACGUCGCCAAGCCGAGGAACACGAUCGUUCGUCGUCCCAUCAGUUCUUGCAAAUGGAGCACAGUUAUAAGAAUACCGACUGUUACUUUUUCUAUUAUUCCACGUGUAAAAAGGGUGAUGAGUGUCCUUUCAGACAUGAGCCAUCUGCCUUGGGUUGUGAAACAAGAUGCAUAUAUUGGCAGCAGGGUAAAUGUCUUGAUGAACACUGUAACUUCAGGCAUAUGGAGUUAAGGAAAAAUCGCAAGUCAAUUCCGUGUUACUGGGAAACACAGGCUGGAGGGUGUAGGAAACCACAUUGUUCGUUCAAGCAUAAAAAUGCUCGUACAAUUACUAGUAAUCCUAUUAAUCCAGUGAAGAAUCCGGAAUUAACAUCAAAGUCAUUAUUAAAUCAGGAAUGGUUCACUCGUCUAGAUGAUGGAAAGUAUGAUGGAAACAGCACAGAGUCAGAUCAAGGUAGAGGAAGUAGCGAAGCAGGCAGUUUUAUUGGCAGUCCAGCUGUUGAUCCUCUUAUCGUCAAAUUUGAAGAAGAGUCGGACAAUGAAAGCGUACCAUCGCCGGUAAAGCCGCAGCCGAGGGUGCCUUACUGCAAGACCUACGAAGAGAUCAGGCUGGAGGAGAUCCAGGCCGAGAGCGCGGCGUAUUACUCGUACCAGAUGGAAGACCAUCGGGGCGUGGUCAGGCCGUGCGAGCCCGCGAAGCCUCCGGCCUGCCCCCGAAACGGCGACAAGAGCCUGAACUUCGAGGUGCUCAGCCUAGAAGAGAUCCGCCGGAGAAAAAGGCGCAGAGAGGGCGUGGCAAACUCGGGAUCGCCCAGGGACACGUCCACUGACACGCCCACGGACACGCCCAGGGACACGCCCAGGGGAGUGAAGCGGACGCUGGAGGAGUGUGACUCCGGCAGGUGCAAGGUCAGGGGUCAUGGGACCGUCCUGACCAGCGCGCCGCCGGUGAAGCUCAGGAGGUCCCCUAAGAGGAUCACUUCCGACGAAAAGUGCCGCAAGGAUGAGGCCUGCAAGCCUCCGGAGAACGUCGAGGACGGUUGCACGAAAGUUGGCCUGCAGAGGCUGGGCCCCGAGGAGACGACAGUCGCCAAGAGGAACGUGGAGGUCAGGCUCUGCGACAGCAGCACUGACGAGGACCAGAGCCUGGUGGAGACCAGCGAGGAGAGGAAGGCUGGCAACCAGGCCAAGGACGUGGCCUGCGAUAGCCUGUUGAGUGUGAACGAGGAGGACUACUUGACGCUCGACAUGGCGUCCGACGAUAUUCUCAAGGACAUUGACGCGCUCCUGAAGGAGAAGACCUCGGUCUGAGGAC
This is a messenger RNA of Nomia melanderi (Alkali bee), 1465 nucleotides long. Its product is annotated as zinc finger CCCH domain-containing protein 11A. The record is from RefSeq and is a predicted model, not a curated record. NCBI's taxonomy places the organism in Eukaryota, Metazoa, Arthropoda, Insecta, Hymenoptera, Halictidae. Gene Ontology annotation, molecular function: metal ion binding.